AUGCGAUCUGACUGCAUAGGUUAUGCUCUGGAAAAUCCUUACAGGUUCUCUUCGCUGCGCCACCCAGAUUGGUGCCUUUGGAUUGACUCGGGCAGAGAAGGGCGUCUCGCGAUGUGGACGGUAUAUGAAAGUCUUUUCAAGACUCCCUCGUUACCAUAUUCGCCGAUGAUCGAUCCUUCCUUGCCUCGUUGCCUAUGGUCCUUCUGCAACGUUAUCAUUAUGCCAUACGAAUCCAGGACGUGCAUGUCAGAUAACCCUUCGAAUCGCCACUGUCCAGGCGUCUGA
Messenger RNA from Laccaria bicolor S238N-H82, 285 nucleotides. RefSeq lists its product as uncharacterized. Bases 1 to 285 code for a protein of 94 amino acids. The transcript has 2 exons. Lineage: Eukaryota; Fungi; Basidiomycota; Agaricomycetes; Agaricales; Hydnangiaceae. The record is from RefSeq and is a predicted model, not a curated record.